Molecule: messenger RNA, 3897 nt
Organism: Salvia hispanica
Lineage: Eukaryota; Viridiplantae; Streptophyta; Magnoliopsida; Lamiales; Lamiaceae
Product: spliceosome-associated protein 130 A
Cellular component (GO): nucleus
Molecular function (GO): protein binding; nucleic acid binding
Source: RefSeq, a predicted model, not a curated record
UCCUCAAAUCCUAGGGUUUCUCUAAACCCCUGUAUCUCAACACUCAAAAUCUUACACUCUUCUUCUCCGCUAAUCACCAUGUACCUCUACAGUCUAACCCUUCAGCAAUCCACCGGAAUCCUCUGCGCCAUAAAUGGAAGCUUUUCCGGCGGAAAAUCGCAGGAAAUCGCGGUGGCGCGUGGCAAAGUCCUGGAGCUUCUGCGCCCCGACGACAACGGUAAGCUCCAGUCUCUCCUCUCAGUUGAAAUUUUCGGUGCUAUUCGCUCAUUAGCUCAAUUUCGCCUCACUGGUGCUCAAAAGGAUUACCUAGUGGUUGGCUCCGAUUCGGGGCGCAUUGUAAUACUUGAGUAUAAUAAAGAGAAGAACACGCUCGAUAAAGUUCACCAGGAAACUUUUGGGAAAUCGGGAUGCCGUAGGAUAGUUCCUGGCCAGUACUUGGCCAUUGAUCCUAAGGGUAGAGCUGUAAUGAUUGGUGCCUGUGAGAAGCAGAAGCUUGUUUAUGUUUUGAAUAGGGAUACUGCAGCUAGGUUGACAAUUUCGUCGCCGUUGGAAGCGCACAAGAGCCAUACUAUAGUUUACUCAAUUUGUGGGGUGGAUUGUGGGUUCGACAAUCCAAUCUUUGCGGCUAUAGAGUUGGAUUACUCUGAGGCGGAUCAGGAUCCCACUGGUCAGGCUGCUAGCGAGGCGCAGAAGCAUUUGACCUUCUAUGAGUUGGAUUUGGGGCUAAAUCACGUGUCGAGGAAAUGGUCAGAACAGGUUGAUAAUGGUGCUAAUAUGCUUGUAACUGUUCCCGGUGGUGGGGAUGGGCCGAGUGGUGUGCUUGUGUGUGCGGAAAAUUUUGUUAUAUAUAAGAAUCAGGGGCACCCAGAUGUUAGGGCAGUUAUUCCGAGACGUGAGGACUUGCCUGCAGAGCGUGGUGUCCUGAUUGUCUCGGCUGCUAUGCAUAAGCAGAAAUCCAUGUUUUUCUUCCUCUUGCAAACUGAAUAUGGAGAUAUAUUCAAAGUGACACUGGACCAUGACAAUGAUAGAGUUAAAGAGUUGAAGAUCAAGUAUUUUGAUACCAUUCCAGUCGCAUCUUCCUUGUGUGUCAUGAAAUCUGGGUUUCUGUUUGCUGCAUCAGAGUUUGGAAACCAUGCCUUGUAUCAGUUUCAGGCGAUUGGUGAUGAUCCUGAUGUGGAGGCUUCAUCUGCUACACUGAUGGAAACCGAGGAAGGUUUCCAGCCGGUGUUCUUCCAGCCUAGAAAGCUGAAGAAUCUGGUUCGGAUCGAUCAAAUUGAGAGCUUGAUGCCUAUUAUGGAUAUGAAAGUCUCCAAUCUAUUCGAGGAAGAAAUCCCUCAAAUAUUUUCACUUUGUGGGCGUGGACCUCGUUCUUCUCUGCGGAUUCUGAGACCAGGUUUGGCUAUUAGUGAAAUGGCUGUUUCACAAUUACCUGGUGUCCCAAGUGCUGUAUGGACUGUCAAAAAGAAUGUGAAUGAUGAAUUUGAUGCCUAUAUCGUUGUCUCUUUUGCAAAUGCCACUCUUGUACUUUCCAUUGGUGAGACUGUUGAAGAAGUUAGUGAUAGUGGAUUUCUUGACACUACGCCUUCUCUUGCUGUUUCUUUGAUUGGGGAUGACUCCUUGAUGCAAGUCCACCCAGGUGGUAUCAGGCAUAUCAGAGAAGAUGGGCGUAUCAAUGAAUGGAGGACUCCAGGAAAGAGAACAAUCGUUAAGGUUGGGUCUAAUAGAAAUCAGGUUGUCAUUGCUCUGAGUGGAGGGGAGCUUAUAUAUUUUGAAGUUGAUAUGACAGGGCAGCUGAUGGAGCUUGCAAAACAUGAAAUGUCGGGAGAUAUUGCCUGUUUAGAUAUUGCCCCAGUCCCAGAAGGACGACAGAGAUCUCGCUUUCUGGCUGUUGGAUCUUAUGACAAUACAAUCCGCAUCUUGUCUUUAGACCCCGAUGACACAAUGGACAUUUUGAGUCUCCAAAGUGUUUCAUCACCUCCGGAGUCUCUACUUUUUCUUGAAGUUCAGGCUUCAUUAGGAGGUGAGGAUGGAGCAGACCAUCCGGCUAACCUCUUUCUCAAUGAUGGUUUGCAAAAUGGAGUUUUAUACAGGACAGUUGUGGAUAUGGUGACUGGCACGCUCUCGGAUGCUCGCUCUCGAUUCUUAGGUCUCAGAGCACCUAAGCUCUUUUCUAUUGUUGUGAGAGGGCGACAAGCUAUGCUUUGCUUGUCAAGUAGACCUUGGCUUGGCUACAUACACCAAGGUCACUUCCUUCUUACGCCUCUGUCAUACGAGACACUUGAAUAUGCUGCCUCCUUCUCCUCAGACCAGUGUGCAGAAGGUGUUGUAGCUGUUGCUGGGGAUGCCUUGAGGGUUUUCACCAUAGAGAGAUUAGGAGAAUCAUUUAAUGAAACUGCUAUACCACUGAGGUAUACACCAAGGAAGUUUGUUGUUCAUCCCAAGCGAAAGCUUUUGCUUAUGAUCGAGAGUGAUCAGGGAGCAUUCACUGCAGAAGAACGUGAAGCUGCAAAAAAGGAAUCAUUCGAGGCUGCUGGGAUGGGAGAGAACGGAAAUGCAGAGCAGAUGGAGAAUGGUGAUGACGAAGAGAACAAUAAUCCACUUACGGACGAACAAUAUGGUUAUCCCAAGGCAGAGUCUGGAAGGUGGGUUUCUUGUAUCAGAGUUUUAGACCCGAAGACGACACAGACGACCUGUUUACUUGAGCUUCAGGAUAAUGAAGCAGCAUUUAGUAUGUGCACUGUCAAUUUUCAUGACAAGGAGUAUGGAACUCUUUUGGCUGUCGGGACAGCAAAAGGCCUGCAGUUCUGGCCCAAAAGAUCCUUUGAGGCUGGAUAUAUUCAUAUAUAUAGGUUCAAGGAAGAUGGGAAAGUUCUUGAACUUCUGCAUAAAACACAAGUGGAAGGUGUCCCUCUUGCUUUGGCCCAAUUUCAAGGAAGAUUGCUGGCUGGAAUAGGACCUGUGCUUAGAUUAUAUGAUUUGGGGAAAAGAAGAUUACUAAGGAAGUGUGAGAAUAAGUUGUUCCCUAAUUCAAUUACAUCUAUCCAGACAUACCGUGAUCGGAUCUAUGUUGGUGAUAUGCAAGAGUCAUUCCACUACUGCAAGUAUAGACGUGAUGAAAACCAGCUGUACAUAUUCGCUGACGACACAGUUCCCAGAUGGCUUACUGCCGCACAACAUGUAGAUUUUGACACCAUGGCCGGGGCAGACAAAUUUGGAAAUGUUUACUUUGUGCGGUUGCCACAAGAUGUCUCAGAUGAGAUCGAAGAAGAUCCAACUGGUGGUAAGAUAAAAUGGGAGCAGGGGAAGCUGAACGGGGCACCAAACAAAGUGGAGGAAAUAGUACAAUUCCAUGUUGGCGAUGUGGUCACUUGCUUGCAGAAGGCAUCUUUAAUUCCAGGAGGUGGGGAGUGCCUCAUUUACGGGACGACAAUGGGGAGUUUGGGGGCAUUCCUCCCAUUUACAUCACGUGAUGACGUUGAUUUCUUCUCUCAUUUGGAGAUGCACCUGCGACAGGAGUACCCACCUUUGUGUGGCAGGGACCACAUGGCCUAUCGAUCUUCCUACUUCCCGGUGAAGGAUGUGAUUGAUGGAGACUUGUGUGAACAGUUCCCAACUUUGCCUAUGGAUAUGCAACGGAAAAUUGCAGACGAGCUCGAUAGAACUCCCGGGGAGAUCAUGAAGAAACUGGAAGAGAUAAGAAACAAGAUCAUUUGAGACUGUUGUUCAAGUUGAUGAUUAGUACUAGUAUAUCUUUUUACCUCAUUUGUAGGAGUAUUGUUUUCUUUGUUACUUGAUUAGUCAAUGUUAAGGUGUAUUGUUUGUAUAGUUUAGAUUUAGAUAGUGACUUGUUUAUUGAUUUCUUCAUUUUCUAUUCUUGAGCAAAGUGAGUAUUGUCAA